Messenger RNA from Morchella importuna, 663 nucleotides. RefSeq lists its product as uncharacterized. The record is from RefSeq and is a predicted model, not a curated record. NCBI's taxonomy places the organism in Eukaryota, Fungi, Ascomycota, Pezizomycetes, Pezizales, Morchellaceae. The transcript has a single exon. Bases 1 to 663 code for a protein of 220 amino acids.
AUGAAGCUCUCCCUCCUCACACUAGUCUCAGCAGCCGCCCUCCUAACCCCCACCCCCGCCUCCGCCGCGCCGCAGCUCCAGAAGCGCCACGGCACCGACUUCUCCAACCUCAAAUACUACCAAUACCCAGCCGCCCUGCCCAACGGCCACAGCCUCUUCGCGCCGAUCCUCUACCACCAAGUGCAGGCCUCGCAGCCGACGCGCGCGCUCUCGGGGGCGGCCACCGGCGGCGGCGGGCACUUCAACGGCGACACCACCACAUACGAGGUCUUUGACUUUCCGGCGGAGGAGUUUGCGGGGCGGCGGUGCCGGUUCCAUUUCUUGCUGGGCCCGGUGGACAUGGGGCGCGGGUAUGGGAGCGUGUGGAGUGUUGCGGAGGACGAUGGGUGGGUGGAUGAGGAGACGACGUGGGAGAGCCGGCCGCGCGAGGGGGAGUUGUUGGCGGAGUUUGAUGUGGACCCGGCGGAUGUGCGGUAUUAUCGGGAUGGGGAUGUCGGGGCGCACUUUAAGAAGGAUCCGGUGUUUGCGUGCCCGGUGGGGGAGAAGGUGUGGGAGGUGCGGGCGGGCGAGGCGGAUAAAGAUGAUGGGAGGAUAGGGCGGUAUGGGAACAGUGCGAAUUGGAGUCUGAAUAAGGGGCUGCUGAUAGAGAGGUUGAGUAAGUAG